CGUAGUGCUAGAAUUAUCGAUAUCUGCAUAAAUACUGUGCAUCGAACCAGUUGGUAUAUAUUAUUUUUGCAUGACAAUGCUGUUGUUUUGUAAUAAAUACAUUUGUAUGCCAUCUACAGGUGUGUAAAGAUAAAUUACAUCCAAACAUAGUUACUUUCCUCGCAUUCAAUCAUACAGUACUCCGUGGCAACCGGUUUAAUCGACAAUCGUAGCAGCUUUUCUAUUCUAAGAACUCCGCAUCAGUAAGCAGAAAAAGAUAAGAAUUUGUAAAGUGAAUAAUCGAUAAGCCGUACCACACUUGAAAGUGACUGGAUUUAAAGCAAAAUCUAGAUAGCAAAGUACGAGCAGUAAAAUCAGAGUGUUGGCCUGGUUGCUGCUUAUUGUUAAUCUUACACCUGGUGUUAGGUUAGAACAAUAGGAAAACGCUCAAAGAGGCAUUAACAGGACAUGAAUCAACACAGAUAAAGUAAAACUGAGAUUCUAUUGUCCAAGUAGCCUUUUAAAAUAACAGCACAAUAUGGCAUUUUCCAUAGUAGAAUACUAUGGUGAAAACUCAAGGUAUCAAUGCGGAUAUUGUAAGCAGUCAAGGUCAUGCUCUUCCUAUGGUAUGUGGGCACACAAGCUUUGUUGCCAAGACUAUCAAGAGCUGAUUGAUCGUGGCUGGCGGCGAUCCGGUUGCUACUGCUAUAAACCUAUGAUGGAAAUCACUUGCUGCCCAUCAUACACCAUAAAGUGUGAUGCUAUGAACUUUCGCCUGAACAAAUCACAUAAAAAAAUUAUAAAACGGAUGAACAAGUUUCUGCGUGAUGGCAAACAAGACACAACAGAAAUGACGGUUCUGUCGAACAGCGAGGAAACCACAUCUCAUGAUACCGGUGGCCACGAGCAUAUGGAAGUACCUUGCGUACAACCGAAACCACUAGAUCCGAGUCUGAUGGGUUUGGACACGAAUGAUAGCGAUGAAUGUCGGCCUGUUGCUGACGAAAGUGGGUUCAGUGGUUUACAAAUACCCAAAUUGACAGAAUCAUUGGGCGUUUCAGUACAUCAAAGCGAUUCCAACGCAAGCAAUCAGCCAAAGAAAGCUAAGAUGUUGCGCAUUGAAAGGAAGCGCGAAAAGUUGCAGAAAAAGGGACUGUCUGGGGAAGCAAUCGAACAGAUGAUGAAACCCAGUGGUAACAAAAAUAAAGAAAAAUCAUUAGAAGAUUUUCUUGAGGAAUGUCCACAGAAAAAUAACAAGCCUGUGCAUCAUUUACAGGUAAAAUGUGUAGUUGCUAGUGAAGGUGCCACUGCUACCACAUUUAAACUGUACAGCUUAUACCAACAAAGCAUUCAUAAAGAUCCACUAUCCAAACUGAACAUGGACCGCUUCAAGCGCUUCCUUGUUAAAUCACCACUAAAGAUCGUGACGCUUCUCACUUCUGGAGCGAAAUUUAGAGAAAGCUUGCAUGUUUCAUACGAUCUGUACAAAAAGUAUCAGACGGCCAUUCACAAUGAUCCACCCGGUGCGAUUGAAGACUAUCUGGACUUUUUGGUGAAGUCGCCAUUAAAGGACUCGCAAGAGUACGGUACCUUUCAUCAACAGUACUGGCUAGAUGAUCGUCUUAUUGCUGUGGGUGUGAUUGAUGUGCUACCGUUCUGUGUCAGUUCGGUCUAUUUUUUCUACGAUCCUGAGUUUAAAUUUCUAUCGCUCGGUACUUACGGCUCGCUACGAGAGCUAGCGUUCACACGUUCACUGAACCGUAAAAUUCCUAGUAUUAAAAACUACUAUAUGGGUUUUUAUAUACACUCAUGCCCUAAGAUGCGAUACAAAAGUAACCUUCAACCAUCGUACUUGCUUUGUCCGGAGGCUUAUACGUGGCAUUUGCUAGAUAAAACCGUUUUAGCGAAGCUAGACGCACAUAAGUACAGUCGAUUAAAUGAUGAUGUUGGGGCGCUGGAUGCGAACAAAACAACGGAACAGGACUUAAAGGAUGUACUGCUACUUGUUGGCAGAUCCUACACGACUUACUCGGAGUAUUUGGAAAUGGUUGGUAAAGGAAUACCGUUUUUGUCGGAAUAUGCUCGACUGGUAGGAAAAAGCUGUGCAAAGAAAAUGAUGCUCUAUAGAGUGUAGCCGUUAUAAUGAUGGGAUGUUUGUUCCUUGCAAUUGUGUACUUCACUUAUUAUAAAUUGGUUUUUAUUAAAUAAUUUAUGAAAUGACUUCC
Molecule: messenger RNA, 2204 nt
Organism: Anopheles moucheti
Lineage: Eukaryota; Metazoa; Arthropoda; Insecta; Diptera; Culicidae
Gene: Ate1
Product: arginyl-tRNA--protein transferase 1
Exons: 7
Coding region: 518-2113 (531 amino acids)
Biological process (GO): protein arginylation
Cellular component (GO): cytoplasm
Molecular function (GO): arginyl-tRNA--protein transferase activity
Source: RefSeq, a predicted model, not a curated record